Messenger RNA from Phragmites australis (common reed), 1762 nucleotides. Its product is annotated as U-box domain-containing protein 27-like. Gene Ontology annotation, molecular function: ubiquitin protein ligase activity. The record is from RefSeq and is a predicted model, not a curated record. NCBI's taxonomy places the organism in Eukaryota, Viridiplantae, Streptophyta, Magnoliopsida, Poales, Poaceae. Bases 142 to 1458 code for a protein of 438 amino acids. Gene Ontology annotation, biological process: protein ubiquitination. The transcript has a single exon.
GCCCGGCGCAAAGACGAGCACCACUUCUUCUCCUUCCAUAUACCACCACCCCUUCUCCUCAUCCCUCUUCCUCCUUUCUGCUGCAUUCCCUCCUCUUCCUCCUCCGGCAGCCGUCGCCAAGAACGAGCGGAGCGGCCACCCAUGGUCCGGAAGGAGAAGGCCAUGAGGCUCCCCACGCAGCACCGGGGGCUGGAGGUCAAGAUCCCCAGCUUCUUCCGCUGCCCCAUCUCGCUCGACGUCAUGCGCUCGCCGGUCAGCCUCUGCACCGGCGUCACCUACGACCGCGCCUCCAUCCAGCGGUGGCUCGACUGCGGCAACACCACCUGCCCGGCCACCAUGCUCCCGCUCCCCUCCACCGACCUCGUCCCCAACCUCACGCUCCGCAGCCUCAUCACCCACUGGGCCGCCUCGUCCGCCUCCUGCUCCCCCACCGCUGCCUCCGUUGAUUCCUCGGUACGGUCGUCCCCUGCUGGUCUCGUCCGACAGGUGGCGUCAUCCAGGGCGGACCCCGCCCCCGCGCUCCGCGAGCUGGCGGGCUAUCUCUCCGACGAUGACGUCGACGAUUUCGAGAAGAACGCGCUGGUGGGCGCGGGCCGCGCCGCGGAGACCGUCGCGUCGGUGCUUCGGAGAAAGAGUGAGGAAACCAGCGUCGAGGGUCUCGAGGCGGCCGUGAGGGUGCUCGCCGCGAUCGUCGCGUCGGACGGCAUCGAGGACGCGAACAAGAAGCGGGUGGCCUCCGGCCUCGCCGUGGACGCGGCGGCCUCGGCCGCGUCACUGGCGCGCGUGCUGCGGAGCGGUAGCGGCCUGGAGGCCAGGAUCGACGCGGGGAGGCUGGCGGAGCUCUUGCUCAGCAAUGCCGCCGACGAGGCAAAGACGACAGCGGCCGAGUCGACCGAGCUGGUAACCGAGCUUAUAAGGCUCGUCGGCCCCGUCGACGAGAAGGGCACCCUGGACAAGAAGGCCGUGGACACCGGCCUCUCCUGCCUGGCCGCCAUCUCCGCGUCCCGGCGCGCGGCGCGCGCCGAGAUGGUCCGCCUCGGCGCCGUCCCGGCCGCGGUGCGCACGCUCCACGCCAUGACAGAGCCCGGCGCGUCCGCGAAAGCCCUCCGGAUCCUCGAGUGCGCCGCCGGCUGCGCCGAGGGCCGCGCCGCGCUGUGCGAGGACGCGGAGGAGGCCAUCCCGGCGGUGGUCGGCAAGAUGAUGAAGGCCGGCCGCGACGGCGCCGAGGCCGCGGUGGCCGUGCUCUGGGCGGUAUGCCACCGGUACCAGGACCGCAGGGCAGCGGACGCGGCGGCGGCGUCCGAGGGCGGGCUGACGAAACUGCUGCUGCUGAUGCAGAGCGGGUGCUCGCCAGCGGCGAGGCAGAUGGCGCUGGAGCUGCUCAAAAUAUACAAGGUGAACGCCAAGAGCUGCCUCGCCGGCUACGACUCCAAGACCACCCACAUCAUGCCAUUCUGAAGAGGCGAAGCGAAUGAAUGGCCUGCAGUCCUGGGCUGGUGAUCGAAUGGAUUCGAUCGAUCAACCGAAUGGGAUCGUAUUCUUGUUCCUGUGCUCAUUCUUGAUUUCCUUUCAAAUUUUUUUCUGUAAGUUGAUAGAGAAACAAAGACUCGGUUCAUGGAGGGAAGAAUAACAAUAAUCUGUACAUGGGUAGAUAGUUUUGACAGCAUGAGCAAAGGCAAGGGGAAAAUUUAGCCAAAAAAUUGAUUUGUAUGCCAAAAAGUUGCAACUGCUUGCUUUUUUAUUUUAAAAAAUGGUUUAAUUA